Messenger RNA from Recurvomyces mirabilis, 1164 nucleotides. RefSeq lists its product as uncharacterized. The transcript has a single exon. Gene Ontology annotation, biological process: protein dephosphorylation. NCBI's taxonomy places the organism in Eukaryota, Fungi, Ascomycota, Dothideomycetes, Mycosphaerellales, Teratosphaeriaceae. Bases 1 to 1164 code for a protein of 387 amino acids. Gene Ontology annotation, molecular function: protein serine/threonine phosphatase activity. The record is from RefSeq and is a predicted model, not a curated record.
AUGCUGACGUUGCGAGUGUGCCCUGCUGGUCGUCGACCUACUGCCACUACCUUUCUGGCACUGCAGCAGCUACGAUGCCGCCAUGGAGGCCGAUCACGAGACCCACAAGUAGGGUUGUCUACGCCUGUACCAGAGGAUGCGCCGAAGCGUAGCUCGCCCUCGCCCUUCUACUUCGAAGCCGGAUAUGCUGGUUGGGCCAAACGUCCCUCGCGACCCUUCCCACCGCCCUUCUUCUCCCCUCCGUCCGGAUCGUUCAGUGAUCCCUUGAGCACACAUAACCGGGCUUCGGAUCGCAGACCACAGGUCAAUGGGCAGUUGAUCCGAGGUGUCACGAAUGGCGACGAUGCUCUGCUCGUUAGCGACAACAUGAUUGGGACGAAUGACGGUGUAGGCGCGUGGGCACAGAGGGAACGAGGGCAUGCGCCAUUAUGGAGUCGGUUUAUUUUGCAUUUCUGGGCUUUGGCGGCGGAGAAGGACGCAUAUGGUCGGGAUACUGAAGCAGGGCUGCCCGAUCCCGUGAGGUAUCUGAGCCAGGCGUAUGAGCAGACGAAGGAGGCGCUUAGUGAGCCUAAUGAGUGGCUGGGGACUACGACGGUGUCUGCCGCUCUGCUACAUUAUACACAAGACCCGGACGGAGGAGCUCAGAAACCGCGAGUAUACGUCACGCAAUUGGGAGACAGCAAAGUCAUGGUUGUGCGUCCCAAGGACAAAGACGUCAUCUUCGAAACGGAAGAGCAAUGGCAUUACUUCGACUGCCCGCGACAACUCGGCACCAACUCCCCAGACACACCCGAGAAGAACGCCGUCCUCGACAUCAUCGAAGUGGUGGAAGAAGAAGACAUCGUCCUCGCGCUCACAGACGGCGUGACGGAUAAUCUCUGGCAGGAAGAAAUCGCGGAAUUCGCCGUCGAGGCACUGGAGAAGUGGAGGGGCGAGGUGGGGGAGCAGAAGGAGAGUUUGGCCGAGGGCAUGAGGUUCGUGGCGCAGGAGUUGGUGUUGGCUGCCCGGAAAGUGGCGGAGGAUCCUUUUGCUGCGAGUCCGUUUAUGGAGAGGGCGGUUGAUGAGGGGUUGGCGGUUGAGGGGGGGAAGUUGGAUGAUAUUUCUGUUGUUGCGGCUGUUUGUCGGAGGAGGAAGGGGUGGGAAGGGGACGAGAGGUGGAGUUGA